Messenger RNA from Penicillium psychrosexuale, 4323 nucleotides. Its product is annotated as putative ABC multidrug transporter. Gene Ontology annotation, biological process: transmembrane transport. Gene Ontology annotation, cellular component: membrane. Lineage: Eukaryota; Fungi; Ascomycota; Eurotiomycetes; Eurotiales; Aspergillaceae. Gene Ontology annotation, molecular function: ATP hydrolysis activity; ABC-type transporter activity; ATP binding. The record is from RefSeq and is a predicted model, not a curated record. The transcript has 7 exons. The coding region runs from base 1 to 4323 and encodes 1440 amino acids.
AUGCCCGCUCCUCUUCAUCCCCACGUGAAGCAUAGCUCUUCCUUUGCCAAAGAGAAACACAACAAUGAACCUCCGAGAGUGCAGGUCUCAUACGAAGACGAAGAUGCCCUCGCCGAUAUCCAUCACACAUUAACCGCUCAAACUCACCCGGAUCCCAAGUACCCGGAACCGCACUCCUCUUUCGACAAGUUCCUCGAGGAACAAGUCCAGGGCAAGAAACCUGCCAACCUCGGCGUCUGUUUUCAAUCUCUCUCAACCUGGGGCGACGGGGACUCCCACGCAGAUGUAAAGACCUUCGCCACAGCCCUGUGGCGGACCCUCACCCUACAGGAUGUCUAUGAAUGGACGAUCCAGCCAUGGAUCGCGAAGAAGAUGCCCGAGCAUGGGCGUCCGCUGAUACGCGAUUUUUCCGGAGUCGUGCAGAGCGGAGAGAUCAUGCUCGUUCUGGGUCGUCCUGGUGCCGGCUGCUCGACCUUUCUGCGAACUAUCGCUGGCCACCACUCUUCUUUUUUGGGUGUCACGGGCUCAAUCGAUUACUCCGGUCUCAGCUCAGAUGAAGUUAGGAAGCACUACCGUGGCGCUGUGGCCUACAUCCCCGAGGACGAUGUGCAUUUCCCCACCCUGACCGUGCGCCAAACGCUCGAGUUUGCACUGCAGAGCAAGACUCCCAAGCGCUACCGGGAGCGGAUUCCCCGGUACCUGGAGAUCUAUGGGCGGGUUUUUGGUAUGUCACAUACCAUGAACACGUUGGUGGGGAAUGGGUAUAUCCGCGGUGUGUCUGGAGGAGAGCGCAAGCGUAUCUCUAUCAUUGAAUCUCUCGCUACCGAUUCGUCAGUAGCAUGUUGGGAUAAUUCCACGAGAGGAUUGGACGCAUCCUCUGCACUCGAUUAUGCACGCAGUUUGCGUAUCAUGACCGAUACAUGUGGCAAAGCAACCUUGCUUACUUUAUACCAGGCCUCGGAUGCUAUCUACGAACUGGUGGAUAAGGUGCUGCUCAUUGAUGAAGGCCGCAUGCUGUACCAAGGACCUGCCAACGGGGCGAAGCGUUACUUCGAAGAUCUGGGCUAUGAGUGCGCUGAUAUGCAGACGACUUCGGAUUUCCUGACCAGUAUCACCCUGCCCGAAAGACGGCGCUUCCAUGCCGGAUGGGAAAACCGUGCGCCGAAGGGCCCCAUCGAACUCGAAGCCGCUUUUCGCCAGAGUGCUGCGUUCGCUAACAUCGAGACGGCUGUCGAAAGGUACGAAGAUCAGAAGUCCGGUAGGUCUUCCAGUGCGUAUCCGGCGGAUUCGGAGUGCGACAGCGUGGAGGUAUUCAAGAAGACUGUGCAAAAUGAUAAGUCGCGCUUCGUCUCGUCCAAGUCGCCAUAUACGAUUUCGCUUUUCCGACAGGUCGUUCUUUGCGCUAAGCGUCAGAUGUGGCAGUUGAGAGGGCAUAUGGGCCCGCUGUACAUCAAGUUAAUUUCUUGCGUGGUCUAUGGGUUGUUGAUUGGGUCUAUGUUCUACGAUCAGCCUCAGACCACCGAGGGUAUGUAUUCACGUGGAGGUGUGCUCUUCUACUCUUCUAUUUUGCUUGCCUGGCUGCAGAUGUCGGAGUUGGAAGAAGCUAUGCAGGGUCGCGAUAUCCUGAGCCGACAGAAGAAAUUCGCCUUCGUGCGGCCCAGCGCUGUAUGUCUGGCCCGAGUGCUCUCAGAUAUGGUGAUAACUGUGUUUUUGACUUUUUUGUAUUUGAUUGUCAUGUACUUCCUGUCCGGUCUACGGUCUGAUGCCGGUCCCUUCUUCAUCGAUGGCCUCUUCAUUUACACGAGUACGCUCUGCCUCACGGCGCAAUUCCGUGUCUUUGCCGCUCUAUCGCAGAACUUUGAAGUUGCUCUUCGCUACUGUGGAGUUUCUGUUAUGUUUUGCAUCGUGUUCGGCGGCUACGUUCUCUCCGUCGACAAGAUGAUUCAAGAUGUUCCUUGGGUUGGAUGGAUUGCAUAUACAACUCCUGCUCUGUAUACAUACGAAGCAGUCAUGGCCGCCGAGUUCCACAACGUUAACUUUUCCUGCGCGGCAGCCUCCAUUAUCCCAUCCGGUUCGGAAUAUACCGACCUCGCAUAUCAGACCUGUGCCUAUGCUGGUAGUCAAAUUGGCAGCACCGUCGUGAAUGGCGAUGACUACCUGGCUGCGAGAUAUGGAUUCUACUACAGCAAUGUCUGGCGUAAUUUCGGGAUUCUCUGUCUUUUCACAGUCGCCUUUAUUGGGAUGACCUGUUGGCUGAGUGAGGUGCUUGAGUGGGAGCUGGAUAGUGCUGGCCCUAUCCAGUACAAGGGCUUGCGGAAGCUGUUCAAGCGGGAGAAGAAAGUUAAGUCUGAUGAAGAGGAAUCGCCUGUCUCGAUUGAUUCUGCAGCGCCACCUGUUGGUCAUGAAACAAAGCAUGACCAGACCCUUACAGCUACCGAGUCUACUUUUUCCUGGUCUGACUUGGAGCUCAAUGUGCAAAUUGGCAAGGAGACAAGGAAGAUUUUGGAUGGGGUUUGUGGAUACUGCAAACCAGGGUCUUUGACUGCUCUCGUUGGUGCCUCGGGAGCAGGCAAGUCUACAUUGUUGACUGCACUCACUCAAAGAGAGAGUCCCGGCACCUUUUCCGGGUCUCUAUUCGUGGACAACCGGUCAAUUGACCAGUCCUUCAACCGACAGAUUGGAUAUUGCCAGCAAAUGGACAUCCACGACGAAAGCAGCACGAUCAAGGAAGCGUUCGAGUUCUCUGCCCUGCUACGACAAAGCCACGAAGUUCCAACGGCGGAAAAGCUGGCAUACGUGGAAACGGUGAUUCACACAUUGGACUUGGUUGAAUUACAAGAUGCAGUGAUCGGGUCUUUGGAUAUCGAGAAGAAAAAGCGGGUUACUAUUGGAGUGGAGCUGUGCGCUCGACCGAACCUGCUUCUUUUCCUAGAUGAACCGACAAGUGGACUCGACAGCCAGGGCGCAACUAGUAUCGUCGCUCUGCUACGACGUCUCGCCAACCAGGGACUGGCGGUUCUCUGCACUAUCCAUCAGGCUAACCAGCAGCAAUUCGAAGAGUUCGACCGCGUCUUAGCCCUGAGCCCUGGCGGAAGCACAUACUACUUCGGCCCAGUCGGUGAAUCUGGCCACGCAAUCUUCGAGUAUUUUGCAAGACACGGCAACAUUCCGGAAAAAGUCACCAACGCAGCCGACUUCCUCAUCGAAGUAGUCGUCGGCGGCAUGAAAGCCUCGGGAAACCCAACGAAUUGGGCAGCCAUCUGGCGCAACUCAGAAGAAUUCGCCGAGGUCAAGAAUGAGAUCGCUUCAAUUCGCUCCGACAAGAAUACCCGUCCCUCUUCCCUGCCCCCAACCCUACCCCCUCUCAGUCAACAGAUCAUACUCCUCACUCAACGGACCUGUCGCCAGUUUUGGCGCACCGCGGAGUACCCAUACUCGCGUCUUUACUCUUCCUUCCUCCACGCUCUUAUCAACGGCCUCACCUACCUCCAGAUCGGCAAUAGUACGACGGACCUUCAGUCGAAGGCGUUCUCUUGCUUCCUUGUCCUGAUGCUGGUUCCCGAGUUUAUCAACGCUAUAUCUAUGCGCUUCAUCAUGAACCGCGAUAUCUGGUUGGCAAGAGAAGGCCCAAGUGGUGUAUACGGCUGGGUAGCAUUCUGCACAGCGCAGAUCAUCUCCGAGAUCCCCUAUUCCGUCCUCGGUGCCGUAGUCUUCUUCGUUCUAUACUAUUUUAUGGUGGGAUUACCACUCGGCUUCGCAGCCGGCUACUGUUUCCUGAUGUUCUUCCUUUUUUUCCUAUUCGCGACCUCGUGGGGUCAGUGGAUUGCCGCUCUGAGCGCCGACUCAAUGGUCGCCGCUACCCUCAUGCCCUUCUUCAUUAUCAUGUGUGAGCUCUUCAACGGUAUCCUCCGUCCGCAAUCUCAGAUGCCUGCCUUUUGGAAGUAUACAAUGUACUACGUCACACCGUUCACUUACUGGAUUGGUGGGGUGCUCACCUCCGUUCUCCGUGGUACCGCUGUCGUUUGCUCUCAGACUGAAUUGACUAUCUUCGAGAGUCCGCCCAACACUACUUGCAGUGAGUACGCGGGCCCGUGGCUUGAUGCGAAAGGCGUUGGGUAUCUCUCCAACCCGGAUGAAAAAGGCGAGUGUGGAUAUUGUGAAUAUAGCUUUGGUGAUGAUUACUUGUCUGGAAUUGGUCUGGGUUCAUCCAAGAUCUGGCCGUAUUUCGGUAUAUUUCUUGCUUUUACCGUUACUAACUACUUGCUGGUCUUUUUACUGGUUUAUUUGCGGUCUGUUAUGAAGCCGCUUUGGCUGUCAAAGUAG